Messenger RNA from Poeciliopsis prolifica (blackstripe livebearer), 2086 nucleotides. It is a transcript of the gene nub1, whose product is annotated as negative regulator of ubiquitin-like proteins 1. The record is from RefSeq and is a predicted model, not a curated record. Gene Ontology annotation, biological process: regulation of ubiquitin-dependent protein catabolic process. Gene Ontology annotation, molecular function: protein binding. The transcript has 15 exons. The coding region runs from base 126 to 1892 and encodes 588 amino acids. NCBI's taxonomy places the organism in Eukaryota, Metazoa, Chordata, Actinopteri, Cyprinodontiformes, Poeciliidae.
UCUCUGCAGGAGCAGCUCCAUGAAAACAUCUUCGUCGUGGACCGUCAGGUCUGGGCAUCUUCCUCUUGUUUCGGGUCCCUCAGCUCGGAGUCAGCUGCUCGUCGUUAUCUGCGAGUGCCAGCAACAUGGCGGAGCAGAACCUGCAGGCCAAGCUGAAGAACCUACUGAAGCAGGAGAAGGUCCAGCUGUGGAAUCCUCCGUUCACCCAGGAGGACGACCAGUCGGGCGCCGCGCAGCUACAGGAGCUGGCGCAGCGCUACGCCUCGGUCCUCCACCAGUCCGUGGAGGAGGUAGGGGGCGCUCUGGAGUCCAUCCGCGUUCAGGCGGUGGCCAGAGGGAAAGGCAACCGGACCUUCAGGGAGACCAGCGUGGCGACGCUGGAGCUGCUGCUGCCCAGAGAGGCCAAGAAGGACUCCAAAACAAAGUCCCACCUGGAGACCCGGCUGGACGUCCCGGUGCAGCAGCUGGUGGACAGGAUCGCAGAGGAUUUCAGCCUGAAGCACGUCAAGCUGAUCCUGAACGGCAGAACCCUGCGGCCCGAACGGCGGCUGGACGAGCAGGGCGUGAAGAACUACAGCAAGGUCAUGGUGCUGAAGGUCAGCGACGCCGAGCAGGUCAGCAGGGAGGAGGAGGAGCAGAGGAACCAGAGCCAGAUCCUGCAGCGGACCCAGAAAGGCUUCCAGAUCCUGUCAGAGAGAGACGGCAGCGAGGAUCCAGAGACCACGCCCUUCCUGGAGAUCGCCGACCAGAAAGGAAACCCGCUGAAGAUCCCGCAAGACGAGAAGAAGGCUCUCAUCCUGGCCAUGGGCUUGCAUGAGAAGGGCCGCUCCCUGAUGAAGAGGAGGCAGUUUGACUCCGCCCUCUGCCACCUGCUGCAGGCCGACCAGCACUUCAGUCGGUGCGGCUCGGCGAUGCUGGGCUCCGUGGACAACUUCGCCGUGCUGCAGCUGGACAUCGUGUGGUGCUACCGGGCCCUGGAGGCGCUGUCCUGCCUGGAGGACGGGCGCAGCCGGCUGCAGCGCGCCGAGGACUGCUUCCUGCGCUGCUACGGCGAGCAGCAGCAGCGCCUGCUGAUGAUCAAGGGCAACACGGGACGAGAGGAAGUCCUGUUCCUGCGGCUGUACCUGCUGCAGAGCCUGCUCUGCUUCCUGGAGGGAAACGACCAGCAGGCCCGAGUUCUGCUGGCCAAGGUGGAGGACCUGUACGGCCGUAUGGUUCCGGACUCGGAGAAGAUGGCCCGGCUGCUGGUUCUGGGUUUCUCUGAGCGGGAGGCCCGGUUGGGCCUGCGGGCCUGCGGAGGAGACCUGCAGGCGGCCGCCGUCCUCAUCAGCAACCGGCGCCAGGAGCGCGAGGAGCAGCAGCAGAAGGAGCGCCAGCGGCGGAGGACGAGGAUGGAGGACGUGUCCCGGCUGGUGGAGCUGGGCUUCUCCAGGGCGGACGCAGCCAGAGCGCUGCACCGCGCGCAGGGGGACGUGGACAAGGCGUCCACGAUCCUGCUGGACUCUUCCCUGGUGUCUCCACAGGACGCAGUCAGUCCAGAGAAGGUGGAGCAGCUGCUGUACCUGGGGUUCCACAGGGUCCCGGCUGAAGUGGCCCUCAGAUUGUCUGGAGGAGACAUUCAGUCUGCAACUCAGCUGUUGCUGGACAACCAGGGCGUCCUGUCCCCAGACCUGCUGUCUCCGCCGUCCACGUCCUCUUCGUCCUCCUCUCCGUCCUCUGAGGAGGCCGGCUCCUCGUCCACCUCCCCAGAGGACAGCCAGCUGGUCAGCGAGGUCUUGGAGGACAUUUCCCGCCACGAGGAGGACUACCUGGACCUGACCCUGGAGGACGAGAGCCACCUGAUCUCCACCCUGAGGACGUACCUGGACCGAGGCCCGGCCCGCUCCGUCUGAGACCGCAUGGGGCCCAAACGGGACCGGAUGGAACCAGCUGUUUGUUUCUUUUCAGGCGGGUUUUGUUUUUUUUCUGAUGAGUCAGUUUGAAGGUCAUCCUGACGGAGGUCGGAGGUCGGAUCCAUUCUGUUUGGUGUUCCUGUCUGUUUGGUUCUGAUGGACCCGUAAUAAAAAGUUCUGCCUGAAAGCAAGAA